UCAGAGAUGCUGGAUCAUUUGGAGAGCCUUCCCGUUCUGCGCAUCGCCCUCCCUCACCGACUGUCGUGGAGACGGACGAAAGAGCCAGAUAACCGGCCUUUACAGCUCACAUGUCCGCGUCGGGGCGCCACUAGAGGAUUAAUGAGCCACAAAGGCACCAGACUUCUGCUUGAAGGCGCAUUUUGGUGUUUUGCAGCGUGACGGCUGGAGUGUUUUAUCCGUCGUUUCCAGAUUCACGAGAGGAAACCUGGACCUCCACUGAUGGAACAGGGUCACUCCAACGCUCUCCUGCAGCCUCCAACACCACCUAACAUUUCCUGAAGAACGUGUCCACCUCCUGCUCCCAACAAACAUGGACUGUUUCCCCAUGCUUUAUUUUCUGUCGAGACAUCAUGAUUCCUGGUAAUCGAAUGCUGAUGGUCAUUUUAAUAUGCCAAGUCCUGCUGGGAGAGAGCAGCCAUGCUAGUCUGAUACCUGAAGAAGGGAAAAAGAAAGUACCUGGCCUGCAGGGUCGCUCGGCCACUCAGAGCCAUGAACUGUUGCGGGACUUUGAGGCCACGCUGCUGCACAUGUUCGGCCUCAAAAGACGUCCACGUCCAAGCCGCUCCGCCACCGUGCCUCAAUAUCUUCUGGACCUCUAUCGGCUACAAUCCGGGGAGGCCGAGGAGCUUGGAGCGCAUGGCAUCGCUUUUGAGUACCCGGAGAGGUCGGCGAGCCGGGCCAACACGGUGAGGGCCUUCCACCAUGAAGAGCACAUGGAGAGGAUCCAUGAGGUGGGUGAUGGAGAAUCCAUGCCGAUCCGCUUCCUGUUCAACCUCAGCGGCAUUCCAGAGGAUGAGCUGCUGUCGUCCGCAGAACUAAGGCUCUACCGGCAUCAGAUUGAUGAGGCCAUCGCGGACAGCCUCUCAGACAACCGGGGCCUCCACCGGAUAAAUGUUUACGAGGUGCUGAAAGCCCCGCGGCCUGGGCAGCUCAUCACGCAGCUUCUGGAUACGCGGCUCGUGCACCACAAUGUGUCACAAUGGGAGAGCUUCGACGUCAGCCCCGCCGUGCUGCGCUGGACUCGCGAGGGCCUCUCUAAUCACGGACUGGCUGUGGAGGUUCUGCACCUCAACCAGACUCCGAGUCACCAGGGCCGCCAUGUCCGUGUCAGCCGCUCUGUACACCAAAAACCCGGAGAGGAUUGGGAGCAGCUACGCCCUCUUCUGGUUACUUUUGGUCAUGACGGAAAGGGUCACCCGCUAACCCGGCGGACCAAACGCAGCCCCACCAAAAAGGGCGGUAAGCGCAAACGCAGCUGCCGGCGUCACUCACUGUAUGUGGACUUUAGCGAUGUAAACUGGAAUGACUGGAUAGUGGCGCCCCCUGGCUACCAGGCCUUUUACUGCCACGGGGAUUGCCCGUUUCCUCUUGCAGAUCAUUUAAACUCAACCAACCACGCCAUUGUUCAAACACUGGUGAACUCUGUGAACAGCAACAUUCCCAAGGCCUGCUGUGUACCAACUGAGCUCAGCGCCAUCUCCAUGCUCUACCUAGACGAACACGACAAGGUGGUCCUAAAAAACUAUCAGGAAAUGGUGGUAGAGGGCUGUGGCUGCCGCUAGCGCGCAAACUCACUACAACCUGGACUCAAAGUGGCAACUCAAACAAAAUAAUGUGGAAGCCCUUCCCCCCCAAAAAAAUUACAACUUCUUGUCUCCCAAAAUGUUCACUUGGACCCUUAUUUAUAACUUUUAUGAGGUGUACGUUUGUCUCACUAAUUUGUUUCUUGACAAUAUGAUCAUAUAUUUUGACAAAAUAUAUAUAUUUAUAUCUACAUAUAAAAAAUAAAUUGAAUUCUUAUUUUAAACACAAAAAAGCUGUUUUACUUGUCAUAAUGUAUAUUAGAUUGUCUUUUUUGACGGAGAAAAUGGUAAAAACUCUUUAUUUACUGGUAAUAUUUACUACUUUGAUGUUAUGCAACAAAAUAAAACAUGGAUAUCUUUCA
Molecule: messenger RNA, 1987 nt
Organism: Nothobranchius furzeri (turquoise killifish)
Lineage: Eukaryota; Metazoa; Chordata; Actinopteri; Cyprinodontiformes; Nothobranchiidae
Gene: bmp4
Product: bone morphogenetic protein 4
Biological process (GO): BMP signaling pathway
Cellular component (GO): extracellular region
Molecular function (GO): cytokine activity; growth factor activity
Source: RefSeq, a predicted model, not a curated record